UUUUCUUAUCGUGAGCUAGAGUGUGGGUUUUUCGUUCCAGAUGCCUGGUGGUGUGACAGUAAAAGACGUUUGUCCUCACGAAUUCAUCAGGGCUUUGGCAGCCCAUCUGAAGAAGGGUGGCAAGCUGAAGGUACCAGAAUGGGUUGAUCUGGUAAAAACAGCCAAAAGCAGGGAACUUGCUCCUUAUGAUCCAGAUUGGUACUUCAUCAGGGCAGCAUCAAUCCUUCGUCAUGUGUACCUUCGUAAUGGUAUUGGUGUUGGUCACCUAACCCGCGUUUAUGGAGGACGUAAGCGACGUGGUGUGAGGCCAAGCCACUUUGAGCGUAGUUCAUCAUCUGUUGCUCGCAAUAUUAUGAAAGGCCUUGAACAACUGAAACUGAUAGAGAAGGAUAACAGUGGUGGCCGAUCAAUCACCAGUCAAGGACAGCGGGACUUGGACCGUAUCGCUUGCCAGGUUAUGUCAAGUGCUUAAAACCAAAGCCAAAACAUGUAAAAUUUCAACAAAAAAUAAAGAAAUCUGUUUUACAGUGAUUCAAGAUGAA
Messenger RNA from Orbicella faveolata, 542 nucleotides. Its product is annotated as small ribosomal subunit protein eS19-like. The record is from RefSeq and is a predicted model, not a curated record. Gene Ontology annotation, molecular function: structural constituent of ribosome; RNA binding. Gene Ontology annotation, biological process: translation; ribosomal small subunit assembly. Lineage: Eukaryota; Metazoa; Cnidaria; Anthozoa; Scleractinia; Merulinidae. Gene Ontology annotation, cellular component: ribosome; cytosolic small ribosomal subunit.